GCUGUUAAUUCAAAUACAAGUUGGAAAAUUUCCUUGUUUAUGGAAUACAAAGAAAAUAUUGAUGAUGUUUUAAAAGGAGGGGAUGUUGUUAGAUUAUUUCAUGCAGAACAAGAAAAAUUUCUAACAAUGGACGACUACAAAAAGACACAAUAUGUAUUUUUGAGAUCUACUGGUCGAACUACUGCCACUGCAGCUACCAGCUCGAAAGCUUUAUGGGAGGUUGAGGUAGUUCAACAUGAUCCAUGCAGAGGUGGUGCUGGUCACUGGAAUAGUUUGUUUCGGUUUAAACACCUGGCCACUGGUCAUUAUUUAGCAGCUGAAGUUGAUAAUGAUGAUACGAUGGAUGCCAUGAGAAACAAGCUCAGAGGUUCAGCUAAUAAUAAUGUAUAUUGUUUAGUGGCUGUUCCACAUUCUACUGAUAUUGCUUCCAUAUUUGAAUUAGAUGCAACUACCCUAUCUAGAGGAGAUGAUCUUGUACCUCAAUCUUCCUAUGUACGUUUACGACAUCUGUGCACAAAUACAUGGGUUCAUAGCACAACUAUUCCAAUUGAUAAGGAAGAGGAAAGACCUGUAAUGUCAAAAGUUGGGUGUGCUCCUAUAAAAGAAGAUAAAGAAGCAUUUGCUAUUGUGCCUGUUUCAGCUACCGAAGUGAGAGAUUUGGACUUCGCAAAUGAUGCUUGCAAAGUUCUUGAUGCUAUUUCCUCAAAUUUGGAAAAAGGACAAAUAAUACAAAAUGAAAGGAGGUUUGUUACUCAGUUGCUACAGGAAAUUAUUUACUUUGUGGCCAUGAAGGAGAAUGACCCCAAAAAGCCAGAUCCUUUGGAUCUUGUUGUAUCUCAUCCUAACAGAGAACGUCAAAAGUUACUUCGAGAGCAGAAUAUUUUAAAACAGCUAUUUAAAAUACUCCAAGCACCAUUUGCAGAUGUUGGAGAUGGACCAAUACUACGGAUGGAAGAACUUAGUGAUCCCAGACACGCACCAUUCAAACAUAUCUGUCGUUUAUGUUAUCGUAUACUUAGAUUGUCCCAACAAGAUUAUCGUAAAAAUCAGGAAUAUAUCGCAAAAUGGUUUGGUUUUAUGCAAAAACAGAUUGGUUAUGAUGUUUUAGCUGAAGAUACUAUUACUGCUUUGCUCCAUAGCAAUCGUAAACUCUUGGAAAAACAUAUCACUGCUGCUGAAAUUGAAACAUUUGUAAGUUUAGUGAGAAAAAAUCGAGAAAGCAGGUUUCUUGAUUACCUAUCAGAUCUUUGCAUAUCAAAUAAAGUUGCCAUUCCAAUAACCCAAGAAUUAAUAUGCAAGGCAGUUCUUAGUCCAAAAAAUUCUGAUAUUCUUAUUGAAACUAGAAUGGUAAGAACACAGAUGGAAGUUGAAGUUGAAGUUGAAGGUACAAAUGGAGAAGUUGAACCUAUGGUGACAAUUGAAGAAGAGGAAGAUGUUGUCCUAUUUUGGGAUAACGGUAGGAAAAGUAAGAGCGUUCGAGAACUUGCAGCUGGUGCUGCAGAGGGGAGUAAAGAUGACCAAUCUAUUCUCUCAUAUUAUAGGCACCAGCUAGAUCUUUUCUCAGGAAUGUGUCUUGAUCGUCAGUAUUUAGCAAUCAACAAUCUCUCUCCUCACCUGGAUAUUGAUCUAAUUCAAAAAUGCAUGGCAGAUGAACACUUACCCUUUGAUUUAAGAGCUGCUUUUUGUCGCUUAAUGUUGCAUAUGCAUGUUGACAGAGAUCCUCAAGAGCAGAUAACACCUGUAAAGUAUGCACGAUUAUGGUCUGAUAUUACUCGGAAACUAUCAAUUCAAGAUUAUGAUGCAAAUAAACAUCCUGAUCCUAACAAAGAAGCUGUGAGAGCUAAAUUUGCACCUACAAUUGCUUUUGUGGAAGAUUACUUGUGUAAUGUUGUUGGACACAUGUGGUCCUUUGCUGAUAGGGAACAGAAUAAGCUUACAUUUGAGGUGGUAAAAUUAGCUAGAGAGUUGAUCUAUUUUGGAUUCUAUAGUUUUUGUGAUCUCUUGCGUUUAACAAAGACACUGCUGAGCAUUUUGGAUUGUGUUCCUGAAUCAAGUUUUCUAAACAGCAAAUUAACAGCAGCUGAAUUGGAUGCUGCUAAGGAGGAUGAGAAUCAGGCAAGUGAAGAGAAAAAGGAAGUAAAAUCAGCUAGAGGUGGAGUUUUAAAAUCCAUUGGAGAUAUGGGGGCUGUAAUGACUAAUAUGGUUCUUGGAACAGCUGGAAUGACUAAACAGGUUGCAGCAACCAUUCAGAAGAAAGCCUCAAUAACUGGAGCUGAAGAUACAUUGGUAAUGGAUACCAAAUUGAAAAUUAUUGAAAUUCUACAGUUCAUUUUGAAUGUACGUCUAGACUACAGAAUUACAGGCUUAUUAUCAAUAUUUAAGCGUGAAUUUGAUGAAAGCCAUGAUAAAACAGCUACAGAAGAAACACUUACAAUUGGAGAGAAAGGCAUUGAUUUAGAGAGGAUCAGUCAUCAUGCUGAAGCUAUAUUUGGUGGAAAGGAUGACUGCACAGAAAUAGAUUUAGAUGGUCAAGGUGGACGUACUUUUCUUAGAGUGCUUCUUCAUCUCACAAUGCAUGAUUAUCCACCUUUAGUGUCUGGAGCUCUGCUACUACUUUUCAGGCAUUUUAGUCAACGUCAGGAAGUUUUGCAAGCAUUUAAACAAGUCCAACUGCUUGUUUCUGCAAGUGAUGUAGAAAACUAUAAGCAAAUUAAAGCAGAUCUUGAUGAACUCCGAUUGCUUGUAGAGAAGUCUGAACUGUGGGUUUUCAAAUCUAAGCUGGAAGAAGUAACCAAGAAGAAGAAAAACACUGAUGAUGAUGGAGAUGGUGAUUCUGAUAGAAAAAAGGAAUCAAAAUCAAAGAAAAAAAGUCAUCUGGACUUAGGACCUGCUGCAAAUGAAGGAUCUGCCAUAGAUUUAGAUAUUGGGCCCCCUGUGGAUCCUAUUCAGAAUAAGAAUUACAAAACUAUUCAGCAGAUAUUAUUACGAUUGACUAAACUGUGUGUGCAAGAAACAGCUACAGGCAAGAAGCCUCGUAAGCAUGAACAACGACUCUUACGAAACAUGGGUGCUCAUGCAGUGAUCCUAGAGCUUUUGCAAAUCCCAUAUGAUAAGAAAGAAGAUAUAAGAAUGAAUGAAUUAAUGAGACUUGCUCAUGAGUUUCUUCAGCAUUUUUGUCUUAAUAACCAUGCAAACCAAGCCUUACUGCAUAAACAUAUCGAGCUAUUUCUGAACCCUGGUUUGUUGGAAGCCCAAACAAUGCGGAGUAUAUUCAUGGAUAAUGUUGCACUUUGCAAUGAACUCAGUGAGCGUGUUGUACAACAUUUUGUGCAUUGCAUAGAAACUCACGGGAGACAUGUACAGUAUCUGAAGUUCUUACAAACUAUAGUAAAAGCUGAAGGGCAGUAUAUUAGGAAAGGUCAAGAUAUUGUUAUGCAGGAGAUGGUCAAUGCUGGAGAAGAUGUUCUUGUAUUCUAUAAUGAUAAAACAUCCUUCAAUCAUUUGGUUGAAAUGAUGCGCUCAGAAAGGCAACGAAUGGAUGAAGCUGGUCCUCUCCAGUAUCAUAUAAACUUAGUUAAACUUCUAGCUUGUUGUACAGAGGGUAAAAAUGUUUUCACAGAAAUAAAGUGUCAUUCUUUGUUGUCUUUGGAUGAUAUUGUUCAAGUGGUCACUCAUCCAGAUUGUUUACCUGAGGUCAAAGAAGCGUAUAUUAAUUUUCUUAGCCAUUGUUUCAUUGAUACUGAGGUGGAAAUGAAAGAAAUUUACACAAGCAAUCACAUUUGGACACUGUUUGAAAAUUUUCUUGUGGAUAUGGCACAGGUUUGCAAUGCUACACAUGAUCGGAGGCAUGCAGAUCUGCAGUUAGAAAAUUAUGUUACUAAUUCAGUUAUGAACAUCAUCACAACAUUUUUUAAUUCCCCUUUUUCCGAUCAGAGUACAACUGUGCAGAAGCAACUUUUGCAUGCUAGGGUGUUCUGGGCUCAAGGGCAAUUAACGGCAAUUGAUCUUACUGAUACACAUCAGCCAGUAUUUGUGCGUCUUUUACAAGGAGCAUUUAGAUUAUCAAAUUGUGCUUGGUUGACUAUACAACAAAGGAUGAAUGUUGAAAGUUGCAUCAAGACUUUAUCUGAUAUUGGAAAGAACAGAGGAAUUGCUAUUCCUGUUGAUUUAGACACUCAGGUGGCUGCAAUGUUUAAUAAAAAUGCUAUGAUAAGUAAGCAUACUAGAGCAUGGCUAUCAGCAGCUCGAACUCCAAGGAGAAUACCUUCCUCUGUAAAUGUAUUUAAAAAUGACCGGAGUAUUAUUGAAGGUCUGCAGGACAUAGUAUCUUUGUUAGAAGAUCAACUUCACCCACUGGUCCAAUCAGAACUGUCUGUUUUGGUAGAUGUUCUUCACAGGCCUGAACUUUUAUUUCCUCCAGGGACUGAAGCUCGAAAAAAAUGUGAGCAUGGUGGAUUUAUAUCAAAGCUUAUUAGUCAUACAGAGAGAUUGCUUGAAGAAAAAGAGGAAAAAUUAUGUAUAAAAGUUUUGCAGACUUUAAAAGAGAUGAUGUCUUUGGAUCCUGAUUAUGGUGAAAAAGCAGAGGCUAAAGCUCUAACAAAGAAGGAAAUAGAAGAUCAGAUGAGGGGGGAAGCAUUGCGCCAGACUUUACUUUUAAGAUACUUUGGCAAAAUCCAGAAAAGAGACAGCAUUGUUAAUGGCAAACAGCCUGUUAAUCAACCUGGUGCUUCUACUCCAAUAAUUCAUGGGCCUGGAGGAAUGAUUCUGACUCGAGCUGAGAUGACUUUAGCAGAAGUGCAGUGCCAUUUGAAUGAAGAAGGAGCUUCUAAUUUAGUUGUAGAACUGAUCAUGAAAAAUCCCAGCCAUGCCAUAUUUUUAGAAAGUGUAGAAUUAGGAAUUGCUUUGUUGGAAGGUGGAAAUCCGGUAAUACAGAAAUCCAUGCUUUUGAAGCUUACUGGAGGAAACUUUUCUGAGAAGUUUUUCAAAGUAUUUUAUGAAAAAAUGAAAAUUGCUCAACAAGAAAUAAAAUCUUCUGUAGCUGUGAGCACGGUUGAAUUAACAAAUCGGACUGGUGAUGAAAAAGAUACAGUAGGGAAAGAUCUUUGCAAAGAAGGACGGCGAAUUAAAAAUUUGAAGCAGAAUGGUCUUGUUAUGACAGAUGAGUUAAAGGAACAGUUGGAAGACGCAGCUGUUGCUACUAGCAAGGCUUAUGCUCAUGUCCGUACUCUUGGUACAUCUGGGACAGCAGCUUCUGAAACUGAUUUGUUGAAUCUUGGGCAAGGUACUCAUACGCAUGUUGCUUUAGAGGAAAUUUUGGCUGAAAAGGCUGAGAAAGCAAAAGAUGCCGAGGAAAAUAAACUCCCACCAGAAGUUAUGGUUAUGCAACCGAUACUAAGAUUUCUUCAACUUCUUUGUGAAAACCACAACUAUGAUCUUCAGAACUUUUUACGAAACCAAAAUAACAAAAAUAACUACAAUCUUGUGUCUGAAACAUUGAUGUUUCUCGAUUGCAUUUGUGGCAGUACAACUGGAGGAUUAGGUUUGCUUGGACUUUACAUCAAUGAACAUAAUGUUUCUCUUGUUGAUCAAACUCUGGAAACACUCACUGAAUAUUGUCAAGGGCCUUGCCAUGAAAAUCAAAAUUGCAUAGCUGUUCAUGAAAGCAAUGGAAUUGAUAUAAUAAUUGCACUCAUCCUGAAUGAUAUAAAUCCCUUGGGAAAGAAAAGAAUGGAUCUUGUAUUAGAAUUAAAGAAUAAUGCUUCUAAAUUGCUUCUGGCUAUUAUGGAAAGUCGUGGAGACAGUGAAAAUGCUGAGAGGAUUUUGUACAAUAUGAGCCCCAAGCAACUGGUGGAUGUAGCAUGUAAUGCAUAUCAUCAAGAAGGUGAAGAUGAAGAUGAUGAAGACAGUGAAGAUGUUCUUGAAAUUGAUGAUGGGGUUUCACCAAAAGAAGUUGGUCACAACAUUUACAUUUUGUGCCACCAGCUUGCUCAGCAUAAUAAAGAAUUAGCAGCUAUGUUGAAACCUAAUCUUGCUGAUCCUGAAUCUAAGAUGAAUCAAGCCUUGCAAUAUUAUGCUAGCCAUACUGCUCAAAUUGAAAUUGUUCGUCAUGAUCGCACAAUGGAGCAAAUUGUCUUCCCUGUCCCUCAGAUUUGUGAAUUUUUAACCAGAGAAUCAAAGAUGGAGGUUUAUUAUAAAGCUGAAAGGGAUGAACAAGGAAGCAAAGUAUCUGAUUUCUUUGAAAGAACAGAUGAUUUAUUUAAUGAAAUGAAAUGGCAAAAGAAACUUAGAGGACAACCUCUUCUUUACUGGGUAAGCCGUCACAUGUCCAUGUGGAGCACCAUAGCCUUUAAUUUAGCAGUGCUAGUCAACAUCAUAGUUGCUAUUUUUUAUCCAUUUCCUGAUUUCACAGGUAAAAUUGAUCCUCGUGUAUCUGGCUUGAUUUGGACUGUAAUGUUUGCUUCCUUGGCUGCAGUCAUAACUGUUCCUGGAACAACUGUUAUUCGUGCCUAUGUGUUUUCUUCAAUACUUAGAAUGAUAUAUUCUGUUGGACUUCAGCCAACUCUUUGGAUGUUAGGAACAGUAAAUGUUGUUAUAACAGCUGUUCACCUAGUCAGUAUCAUGGGUAACCAUGGAACUUUUACCAAAAGUUUUCGUCAAAUUCUAACAGAUUUUGAACUCUUGUACCAUAUGGUCUAUCUAAUAUUUUGUAUUUUGGGACUCUGUGCACAUCCAUUUUUUUACAGUGUUUUGCUCUUAGAUGUAGUAUAUCAAGAAGAAACUUUGAAAAAUGUCAUCAAGUCAGUUACUAGAAAUGGACGUUCUAUCAUACUAACUGCUGUUUUAGCACUAAUUUUAGUAUAUCUAUUUUCUAUUAUUGGAUAUUUAUUCUUUCGAGAUGAUUUCCUAAUGGAAGUUGAUGUGAGAACUGAAACAAACCUGCCAGGUGCUAUAGGAGUAGAAGAAAAUUCUCGUAGUACAUCACCUCAGCCUUUUCAAGUGCCAAUGUCUCAAGACAAUUACUGUUCUGCGAAAGAUUCAAGUUGUCCUUUUCGAAAUGAAAAUAUUUAUGAUUCCAUCCCAGAGAAAAAUGCAUCUGACAAUGCAAGUGAAGGGAAGCUAUUAGCUCAAGCUGCAGAACCAGCGGUUAAUGGCAAUGAUGAUGUUGAUGAUGAUGAUAAAACAGUUGAACGAGCUUGUGAUUCUUUGUUAAUGUGCAUUGUUACUACUUUGAAUCAAGGUUUAAGAAAUGGUGGUGGUAUUGGAGAUGUUCUUAGAGCUCCUAGUUCAAAGGAAUCAUUGUUUGUCGCUAGAGUUAUAUAUGAUCUGCUGUUCUUUUUCGUUGUCAUUAUUAUUGUCCUAAAUCUAAUUUUUGGUGUUAUCAUCGAUACAUUUGCUGACUUAAGAAGUGAAAAGCAACAGAAAGAGGAAAUUUUGAAAAACACUUGUUUCAUCUGUGGCCUUGAUAGAGCAUCUUUUGAUAAUAAAACUGUGUCAUUUGAAGAACACAUACGAUGUGAGCAUAAUAUGUGGCAUUACUUAUAUUUUAUUGUUCUGGUGAGAGUUAAAGAUCCUACUGAAUUUACUGGCCCAGAAAGCUAUGUUGCAUCCAUGAUAAAGGAUCGUAACCUGGACUGGUUUCCUCGUAUGCGUGCUAUGUCUCUUGCUGCAGAUGAAGCUGAAGGAGAGCAGAAUGAAAUGCGAACUUUACAGGUUCAGUUGGAAAAUACUCAAAAGCUUGUAUCAACAUUAUCACAUCAGCUUGCUGAACUGCGAGAUCAAAUGACUGAACAACGAAAGCAGAAACAGAGGUUAGGACUGCUUGGAACGCCACCUCUUACAGGACCUUUUCAUCAAGCAUCAACUUCAAGUUCAGUUGCAGUUUAGUUAAUUAAAAAUGCUCAAAAAAUGUGUUUUGAAGUUUUUAUGCAAACUAGGAAAUAAAUUAUGCUGUUGACAUCACUGAAAAGAAUGUAUUCAUUCCUCCUGAAAAGACUGAAUGUAGCUCAUAAACUGGUUUUAAUAUAUGUACAGUAGCGUUUGUAAAACAUUCAAAAUUUUUUACAUUGGAUGUUGAUUUUUUUAAAGCAAAUUAUAAAACCUGUUAAAUGUCUGCAGGCAGACCAAGUUACAAGAGAAAAAUGAAUGUUUUAGCUUUCAUAAUCUGUUUCUUUUUUUUUUUUUUUUUCAAAGAUUUCUUUUGUACAAAGAAUCUUUUACUAGUCAAAAUGUUCUGCUGUAUAUUCCUUUUAAGAAAAUAUGUGUAAACACUGCAAUAUAUAUGCACUUUUAAAUGAGUCAGCCUUAUUUGAUAUGAAAAACUCUAUCUUCUAAUGAAUAAAGUUUUCCCUUUAAGUGUUUCUAAGUAGACAAUAAUUGCCAUAAGUGUUCUAUUUGUCUUUUUCUUGUUUUCUAGGUGUUCAAUUCAAACUCUAGAGCAGUGGUUCUCAUAAUUUCAAAUUUGUAUGUGCCAUAGCACUUUGCUUCUUUAUCUUUUAUUACUUUUAAUUCAUUUCUUAGUGUCCUUUAAAACCUUUUUAUGCAUUUCCAUUAUUUUGUAUGAUUAUGUUAAUCAUUGUAUUGGUCUUGUAAUAAAAUUUUGAAAUAUUUUGUCUUCUGAAGUUGUGUUCAGACUUAAAAUUAAGCAUAGCAAGAGCUAUAAAAGUAAUACAUUAACAAAUAGAUAUAUUUAAUGUAUAUUAAUAUAACUGUAUAUAAUAUCUGCAGCAGGAAGAUUUUUAAGUAAUCUGAAGGCCUCUUCGGUUACUGCUACCUUAAAUCGAGAACCUUUGUUCUAAAGUAUUUCAUUCCAGUAUGUGCUAUACUGAAUUUAGCAUUUCUUAGUUUUAUAUAUAUAUAUAUCAUUUCAUUAAAUAUUGUGUAAUCCUUAAGCAUACUUAAACUUCUGUUAUCUUAAUUUUAAAUUUUACUCUUGUUGAACAUAAUGAGUUGAACAUAUUUUACGAAUGUCUUCUUAAAGGUAUAUUUAAGAAAAUGAAGAAAUGUAAAAUUGAAACUUUGUUAUGAGUGUGUAUGCUUGGAGCUUUAUAGUUGAAGAAGAACAAUUUAGUUGUUUUACAUGUUGGAAAGGUUUUUAUUUCAUUAAUACUUGUUAAUAAAUAUUCUUGCAUAUAAUUCAGAACCCAUUUCUGUAUUUUAGAGCAGUUUGAAAACUCCCCGUAUAUUUAAUACUUUUUCAGUGAUAUAAAUAAGUAAUUUAUUACUUAAAUGAAAGUAUCAAUGCAGAUUUAUUAUUUGUAUGCAAAUUAUGUUUAUGUUAAUAUGAAUUUGAAUUAUAGUGUUAUAUGAUCGAGAGGUUCAAAUUUAUCAUUUCUUCAUUGUGAGAUUGCUCUUUUCUUUAAACAGUUUUUCAGUUGACCAGAAAAUUGUAAAAAUGUUACAGUUUGCAUUCUGCUUUUUUUUUUAACUUUGUUUUCUUAAGAAUGAUGUUCUAAUUAUGUGUUUUCUUAAGAAUGAUGUUCUAAUUAUGAUUUAUCUCAGUGCCAUCUGUAGUUUAGAUUAUUUUUUAGAUUAAUAAAAUGCAUAUCUUACCAAUAUUGACAUGGUUUUAUAAAGCCAGUUUUAAGAAGAAUUGCUCGAGUUAAUGAUAUUUGUCAUAUAUUUGGUGAAAAGUUAAAUUUUAUUGAUUGAUUAUCAUUUGUUCUUUUGCAUUAUUUAAGGGGAAAUAAAUUUAAUAUGUUUCUAUGCUGUGGUAUACUUUUGUAUCAAUAAAUUUUUCAAGCUUUUUUGGGGGAAGACAAAACAUUUUAUGACUUACUUAUAAAUUAACUUAUUAUUUUGCAGUGUAACUAAAAUAUAUAUCUAGGAUCUCAUAUCUUUUAUUGACAUUUAGAAUCCCAUAGAGAUUUAUAUUGCAUAAUGCAUGAUAAAAAAAUAACUUAUAUAAUUUCUUUUAAUCACUUUCUUUUAAAAAAAUUUUUUAAAUAAUUUCUUUAAAGUAUCAUUUCAUGAUUACAUGCCAUUAGCAUUUAUUUUGUAAUUUUGUUUACUUUUACAACUUAGAGUUAGCACUGUUUUUUAUCCAGUUUUUGUUUAAACUGUCAGUGUUGCUUUUUCUAAUUUUUAUUUGAAUUUAAGCUUGCUUCACUUUGUUUUGCAAAAGCUUUAAUGUAUGAAAUCAUAAGUUUUUAGUUGCAUUUUAAACACACGUUUUACUCGUUCAAAUGUUUUACUUUGUGCAAAGUGAAAAUAAUGUAGAAAUAAUCUAAUUUAUAUACAUAUCAAUUAUUUACUGUGAAUCUGAGGGGGGAAUAAUGCAUUAAAGAAACAUAUAUGCCAUCUCAUUCGGGGGGGAUUUUUAUUAUUAUAAUUAUUAGAAAGGAAGCUAAGAAUAUACUCUAACAUUUUUAAUUAAUUGCAAAAUGUAAUUUAUUGAUCACGGUAAGAAGGACUGAUAUAUAGUUUUUUUUCAACUUGCUACUUAUCAAGUUGGAAGAAGUGGCCAUGUAAGUGAUCUAAAAACAAUUAAAGAAAAGGAUUAUCUGAUUUGGAAGAGAAGAUUAAUGCAAAGAAAGAGAAGUACUGGUUUUAAAAUGAAAUAAACUGAUAUAUAUUGAAUUUUUCGGCUCUCUAAGAGAACUAUAUAUAUAUUUUUUUACAGAGUAUAUUUGUAAGUUUUUGGUUUGUCUCUCUGUCAUUUAUGAUUAUCUGUUUUCAACCUUCCUGCAAUACCUGACCUUUUAACCAAUUUUUGCUGCCUUCUAUUAGCAGUUUGAAUUUUUAUAAACUUUACAUACUUUUUGCUAUAUUCCUUUCUGUGUUUGAAAAUCUGAAUUCUUACUGUGAUCAUUAUUAUAUAUUGUGAUUUUAUUCUCAUUGUCUUUUUUUUUUAUUAUUAUUUAGAAAUUUUAAUAUACUUAAAUUUUGGAUAUUUUCCUCUUCGUGUUCUCCAUAUUUUAUUUUGGAGAUAAAUUUUAUGCUCACUUUUAGUUGUUUAAUUUUUUAUAUAUAUUGUGUAAAUGUUGAUAUUUGUCUAAAAAAUCUUUGUGUGUUUAUCUUUAAUCUUUCAUUGUUAUUUCUUACUAAACUUUUCAAAAAUGGGUUUUAAUCACCAACAUAUCAGCAGGAAAUUGUUUUAUACAUAUUUAGUGUAAUGACAUUAACAUUUCGUAUGAUAUUAAUAUUAAAAAUCUUUCUACCUUUUAGGAUAUGGAAGUUGGUAUAAUAACUUCUAUAGGAAUAAAAAUUGAUUGUGUUCUGACAGAAAAAAAUGCCUUGGGUGAUUUUUUUUUAUGUUAUUAUUAUUCCUCUAAUUUCUCUUAACGUAACUCUGACAUACAUUUUAUGCAGAUGUAAAAAUUGAUAAGUAUUUUAUAGAGUUGUAUAUCUUGUAUUAAAAUACUUAAUGUUUUGAAAAUGAAUAUGAAUUUGCUGUUCCUGCAAGUUGAGAUGAAUAUGUUUGAUGUUAUCCACACGCAGUGGAAUUUUGUACUUCUCAGCUUUUAUUUUCUGCAAGCUCAUGAGCAUGAAAUUAUUUUAGAGAAGCUGCUUCGUGUUAUUAAUUAAAAAGUAGUACCGCCUAUUCACAAAUUAGAUUUAUUGUAUAUUUGUAAGCUUUGUGUAAAUUGAAUUAUAAUUAUAUAUAAAAUCUUAUUGAUAAGAUGUACAUGAAUUUUACUGCUGUUUUGUUUGCUGUCUGAAUUUUACUGCAGUUUCAAAAUAAAGAAAGCUAAAGUGUACCAUAUCUUUUGUAAAUUCAAAUUUAUUCUUCCAGUGAUUGAAUGUAAUUGCACAUGUUGAAAAACUCACAAUGGACCAAUAUAAUAAUAUUCAGUAUUUCUGAAGCUGUUUCUUAAUAAAAUUGUAAAAUCAUUUGAUAACUUUAAUAUGUGGUUGAACUGUAGGGAAAAAAUAGAUAAUUUUAAAGCUAAGAAGUUAGUACAAGUACAGAAUUUCAUCUUGUGUCAUUUGUAAAAACUGAUAUGCAUAUUAGUGAAAAUCUUUUUUUCUGAUAAAAUAUUCUCUGUAAUAAAUUGUUAAUAAGAAUCAA
This is a messenger RNA of Stegodyphus dumicola, 12007 nucleotides long. RefSeq names its product Inositol 1,4,5,-trisphosphate receptor (gene Itpr). Gene Ontology annotation, molecular function: inositol 1,4,5 trisphosphate binding; inositol 1,4,5-trisphosphate-gated calcium channel activity. Gene Ontology annotation, biological process: calcium ion transmembrane transport. Gene Ontology annotation, cellular component: endoplasmic reticulum; membrane. Lineage: Eukaryota; Metazoa; Arthropoda; Arachnida; Araneae; Eresidae. The record is from RefSeq and is a predicted model, not a curated record.